Molecule: messenger RNA, 492 nt
Organism: Thelazia callipaeda (thelaziosis nematode)
Lineage: Eukaryota; Metazoa; Nematoda; Chromadorea; Rhabditida; Thelaziidae
Source: the annotation of a GenBank genome assembly
CAUAAGCUUUCUCCUCAAGAUGUUUUGGACAACGUUGUGUAUGCACGUUGUUAUAACACUGACCAUCAGAUGCAACUUCUCAUUCAAGCAUCUGCGAUGAUGGCAGAAUCGAGAUACGCAUUGCUUGUUGUUGACAGUGCCACUGCGUUAUUUCGCACUGAUUUUUCUGGACGCGGUGAACUUGCUGCACGACAAAUGAUGCUUGCUAAAUUUUUACGAAUGCUUUUGAAACUAGCUGAUGAGUUUGGCGUUGCUGUUGUAAUAACUAAUCAAGUAGUGUCACAAGUGGAUGCAGGUUGCGGUAUGUUUCAAGGAGAAACUAAGAAACCAAUUGGAGGGAAUAUCAUCGCUCAUGCUUCAACGACUAGGCUUUAUCUUCGCAAAGGUCGUGGAGAGACACGUAUUUGUAAAAUUUAUGAUUCACCAUGCCUUCCAGAAAGUGAAGCAGUAUUUGCUAUUACUACUCAUGGUAUAAAUGAUGCUACUGACUGA